AUGGUGGGGAGCAGCGCGGUGGUCGGGUGGGUGGCGGCCGGCGGCGUCGCGGGCUCCGCGAGGCAGUACUACCUCGCAGGGACGAGCUCCAGGUCGUGCCCGCCGGACCAGGGCAAGCUGGCGCUCGCGCGCGGCGCCGACCGUCGAAACCACAGCCAUCAACCUGAGAGCUGCCCGCCGCAGCCCACAGCAAACCUCACCAAGUCAUCACUAGCAGCCAGCCAGCCAGAGCCCAGAGGAGAGAGAUCAGAUGCACACAGGAACAUGAAGCCGAGCUCCGUCGCGAGGUCCCAGACGGCCGACUCGUGCGCCUCCAGCCCCAGCCUCGCCGCCGUCAGCCGCCUCAUCCCCUUCGACACCUCCAACCUCACCUGCCUCGACGCUUGGCCCUCCCAAGGCUUCAUCGUGCGCGUACGUCGUCAAUCACCUCAUGCUCUCUUGUACAUACAAGUGUAUAAACACGCUCCCGGGCACCACCCUCCUGGCGGCGCGCGCGUCCCGCCUCUACCUCGCCUUCCAGUUCGCCACCAGGCGCUCGGCGUCGCCGUGCUCGUCUUCGGCUGCCUGCAGGUGCUGGCGUUCCUGGCGCGUCCAGGGAAGGGGUCCAAGGUGAGGCGGUACUGGAACUGGUACCACCACUACGUCGGCCGCGCCGCGGUGGCCUGCGCCGUCGCCAACGUCUUCGUCGGACUGUCCGUCGCGCACGAGGCCGCCGCGGCCUCCGCGUUCUACGGCGUGUUCCUCGCGGUCUGCGUCCUCGCCUCGGCUGUUGUCGAGGUCAGGCUCUGGAGAGCUGCUUCUGCUUGA
Setaria italica (foxtail millet) is the source of this 807-nucleotide messenger RNA. RefSeq names its product cytochrome b561 and DOMON domain-containing protein At3g07570-like. Lineage: Eukaryota; Viridiplantae; Streptophyta; Magnoliopsida; Poales; Poaceae. The transcript is spliced from 3 exons. Bases 1 to 807 code for a protein of 268 amino acids. The record is from RefSeq and is a predicted model, not a curated record.